This is a messenger RNA of Anoplopoma fimbria (sablefish), 4777 nucleotides long. Its product is annotated as CTD small phosphatase-like protein. The record is from RefSeq and is a predicted model, not a curated record. Bases 583 to 1413 code for a protein of 276 amino acids. Gene Ontology annotation, molecular function: RNA polymerase II CTD heptapeptide repeat phosphatase activity. NCBI's taxonomy places the organism in Eukaryota, Metazoa, Chordata, Actinopteri, Perciformes, Anoplopomatidae. The transcript is spliced from 8 exons.
CCCGCUUCAGAUGCAACUCCAAAUACAUAAAGCCUCCAUGUUGCGAGGGGAGUGUAGGGCUAGCAGAUGAACUGUUUGCUUUAAAGUAUCGGCUAACUUUAACGCUCAGCAACCUGCGCUCGGUGCAUGUUUUAGCACGAGAGCAACCCUCCGACGGGCUUCCUCGUGUGUUCAACGUUGUUCCAGACGCGGCCUCACAUUGUGGACGAUUGGAGCCGCUCAGCUAACCCGCUAACCCAAAGCUACCAGCUAACUACUCCAACGUCGGGUGGUGUUUUUGUUGUUGUUGUUGUUGUUUUUUCUAGCCACACAUACUGUCGGUGUUGCUUUAACAAAAUACUUGUUUGCAGCGAUGAUAUUUUGCGGAGAGCCAUAAAUGACAGCCAUUCACUGGCCUCCAUUCACCACCGUGCUAGCUGGCUGGCUACCACCGCAGCCGCAACACUUCUCCUCGGACGGCUGCCUGGCUGCUUUGUGGGCUGGCUGCUCAUCCUCCUCUUAAACAGCUAGCUAGGAAACGGAGCGAGCGCGCUAGUACGAGUAACACUGUGGGAAACGGAUCAGGAAUAACCACCCGUCUAAAUGGACCACAUGUCCAUAAUAACCCAAGUUUCCAACCCGAAGGAUGAAGAGAUCCAGUCCUUUAACCAGGACAAAGCGUCCCAGUCGAACAGCAGCCUGAAGAAGCAGAGGAGCCGGAGCAUCUUCAGCACAUUCUUCUGCUGCUUCCGCAACUACAAUGUGGACCCGCCAGUCGCCAACACCAACACCAGCUCCCAGCCUCCACCUGUUGAGGAGAAUGGAUCGCCUCCCAAGUGUGACCAGGUCGAGGUCAUCCCUGUCCCUAGUCCACCAGCCAAAUACCUCCUACCAGAGAUACUUAUAUCUGACUAUGGCAAAAAGUGUGUGGUGAUUGACUUGGAUGAAACGCUCGUCCACAGCUCAUUCAAGCCCAUCAACAAUGCAGACUUUAUUGUUCCGGUGGAGAUCGAUGGUACCGUUCAUCAGGUGUAUGUGCUGAAACGACCCCAUGUGGAUGAGUUCCUCCAAAAGAUGGGAGAGCUUUUUGAAUGUGUCCUCUUUACAGCAAGUCUUGCCAAGUAUGCAGACCCUGUGGCAGACCUGCUGGACCAGUGGGGCGUGUUCCGAGAGCGACUCUUUAGAGAAUCCUGCGUUUUUCACAGAGGGAACUACGUCAAAGACCUCAGUCGGCUGGGACGAGAGCUCAGCAACGUUAUCAUCGUUGACAAUUCGCCCGCCUCUUACAUUUUCCACCCAGAAAAUGCUGUCCCCGUCCAAUCCUGGUUUGACGAUAUGAAUGACACAGAGCUCCUGGACCUGCUGCCUUUCUUUGAGGGACUCAGCAAAGAAGAAGAGGUUUACGGAGUCCUGCAGAAUCUGAGAGGCAGGUAGCAGGACAAACCACAGCGGCGUCGCCUGUGCUUUCCAUCCUCCCCUCUGUCGAUCUCGGUCCUUUUCUACAACCACACCUCUCAGACUAAGGCAGAUCCUCCCACACGGGCCCCUCUUGUCUCUGCCCCAAGGGGACGCCUCGGGGUCUUACUGUGGAAACCUUCAUGUAACCCCGUCUCCACUCUCAUCACCUGGUGACUGGCUGCCUUCCGAGUGCCAUCAGAGAAAAACACUAAAAUAUCCCAGGAGCACUGUGUUUCACAAAAAACCACACCAGAAAAUGUACAGAGCGUUCUAAGUUGAUAAUAGUGGGGACUAAAUGCUAAGAGAAAUGAACUCUGGUCUUCAUUUUUAAACCAACAAAGUUUUACUAUUUGGUGAAGUGCUUAUUUUAAAACCAAAAAAAAAAAAAAAAACACCCAACAAAAACGUUUUGUCUGAAAAUUUCUUUUGUGGUACCACACAAAAGUCUGAGAAGAUUUUGUCCUCGUAUUGUUGCUAUGCAGGCAGUUUUUGGUAGAAGAAAGGACUGUGAUUCUCUUUUCUUACUGAAUGAAGUGCCUUGUGUGAAUGUUGUUUAUAUGGGGAGAUAUUUUGUACAUGGCAUAUUUCCAGAAUACUUUGGGCUUUUCACACACAAUAUGCUUUAAAGUGGACACAGAAGUAUCUUCAUAUAAAAGUUUUACUUUUGUUUUUUUGAUUUAUCAAAUGCUGGGUAAAUGUCUCCAUAGUAUUCUCUCUUUUUUUUUUUUUUUUUUUUCCCUGGCAUGCUUGUGCCAUUAUAUAGACGUGACUUUGUUUCUUUCUGCUUUCAUUAUAUGUAGAAAUAGUUCACUUAUUUUAGGCAAAGGAGUACGUUUGCAAUUGUGAACUUUUUGCCCCACCUGCAAGUAUGGUCGUUCUUUGUGUUUUAAUCUGAAAGAACAGAUGAAAUUGUGCCAUUUAUUUUCUAUUUUAUUUUACUUUCUCACAUUACCCCCCCCAUAUCUAAUUUUCUUAUUUGCCAAAUAAGCAAAUUAUUUUUUAACAGGCUUCAUAUCUUUAACAGGUUCAGCUAUAACUGUUAAACCAUUAGUAGUAGGUAAAGCAUUAUAGGAUUUAUUCUUUUUGACAAACUGUUGUCAAAUACAUUUGUAUGUUUUUAAUGUCACGAGGUCCUUGUUUGUCAUGUUGUGCUUAUCAUAUGGCUAGCUGUUAGCCCACAUCAUCUUCUUGUAUAUUUUUUUUUUGGGGGGGGCACACAUAAGUGGUGCUGCUUCACCCUUAGGGGAUGAUCCUUCUCCAUAAUUGUACACAGUUGCAAAGGUAUCCCUUUUGUCAUUUCAAAUGGUCUUGGAACUUGGGUCGAGUGCCAUGUUUGAAUUUUUUCACGAGGUUUGCCUCUUUAGGGAAUAUAGGAUAGUGUUGGUUUGAGUCUGGACAGUGUUAAAAUAGCACCAUUCUCUCUUGAUUUACAAACGGCGAUGGCCCGGUCUCGACCAGUGGAGACGAUGUGCGGCGUUUACCUUCCCAGACUCUUUUUAACUGCUCUUCACCUCAGUGCCUACGUUUGAGAGGAACCACGCAAACCAAAUGCUGCAACAUUAGCUACCAUGGCAAUAAUCUUUUUGUUUUUUGUUUUUUUUUGGAAGGGGUGGGAGUUCAAUCCCAAGUGUUUGGUUUGGGUCUUUAGAGCACUUGACAGGGCUAGCCGGUAGAGGUUUUGUUGACACUAAAGGCCGGCCUGGUUAUCACUAUGACUUUCAGUGUUCAUAAUUGAACCUUAAAAUGUUUAUUUCUCACAUUAUUUGAUCCAAAAAAACGGGACAUACAAGUAUAAGUUAAUCCUUCUGUCAUUUCAGAAUAAAAAUGUAAUUGCUAGAUUUCUUUUCGGAACGAAGAUACUAAAAACGACUUGAAUGUGGCUUGGCCUAUUUCAACAAGAGCCAAAUGACCUUGUUGGUGAUCUACAUUGCCAUAAAUGAUUAGCUUUUGUUGUGCAAGAAAGUAAAAAUAAAAAGAGAACGCCUUCCAUACCCACAGAUGGGUGCUCAGUCCUGGCUCAUCCAGACGGCCUCCAAAUGUUAGGAGCCUGCUCUAAACGUAACACUACCGGGGCACCGCAACAGGACUGUGAGGAACCUCAUCAUAGCAUUGAAGCCUUACUGCCUGUGGAGGCACAAAGCAAUGUUUCUCCAUUAAUUCCAAGGUUACAUCUACACGUUUUAGCAUCGUCUCAUUAGUACUUUCUUAUGGGGUUUGAAAUCAACUCGGCCGUAUAUGUAGACCAUGUAUGGCCGGCUGAAUUAUCAUUGUGAAACAAUAAAACAAAGCGAUAAAGCAUGGAAAAAAACUUUGUGGUGCCAUCAAGGGAUUGUACGCUCUGAAAAACCUCAUAUGCUUUAUUACUAGGUUAAUGGGGUUGCGAUGUUUCGUUAAAAAGACCUACACUACUUAAUAAUUCCCAGCAUUUGUUUUUGUCAAGUUGAAAGGCUGCAGCUCCUACAGGCGUAUUGAAAUAUUUUCUUGAUUUUACAUUAGCAUUUGUGUUUGUGGUGAGCUCAUGAUGAUGGUUUCAGUGCAAUCUCCUUUUUUAUAAGAAGUGUUUGGGCGACUCUUCUCAACCUCUCGAUGAUCUGAAAAUGUUGUUUGUAUCAUUGUGAUAUUUUUCUACCUACCUUUGUCAGUAUUUGGUUUGAAAAGUUGCAUAUUACCAGUUGUAUCCUUGCUUGUUCUCCCCUCCGCUUCCUUUCAGAUCUGUAAUGUCCCCGUCUUGCCUUUGGUAAGAAUUCUCAGUCAGGUCUCGUCUUUCCUAUCAGGGGACACGUGUGUGUGUAUGUGUGUGUGUGUGUGUGUGUAUGUGUGCGUGCGUGCAUGCGUGCACAGGCAUCUUGUUUGUGCUUCCUUACAGUUUUUCUUUUAGUGUAUCACCUCACUCAUAAUCACACACAUCAUUUUGUAUUGAUUUAACACCAUAGUUCUACAACACUUGAGUUCAAGUCACUGUGGGUUUUCUUUUUGGUGAGGUCAUUCACUUUCUAUUUUCUUUAAAAAAAAAAAAUUGUCAGUUAUGGUUGGCUUACUUUGAGUGUCGACAGCUUGUUGUCAUCCUGAGCUUUUCACUUUUCUUUCUUUCCAUAAUAAAAAGACUUCAUUGAAACAAUUUUGUCAUGUCUACAUUUUUUUUUUUAUUCAAAUGUAUGACAAGUUACAUGAACCAAGGCCAAAGAUCAUCACUUUAAACUGGUGUGAUUGAGGUUUCCACUGUCUGUACCUGAUAUGGUCUUAUAACUCAAAAGGUCAUGAUAAUAUCACUGUGUUCUUUUAUAAUAAGCUCACUGUAAAAUAUACUUUAAACAUUAAUUUUCUUCCAGUCAUGUCACAA